Molecule: messenger RNA, 375 nt
Organism: Vicia faba (fava bean)
Lineage: Eukaryota; Viridiplantae; Streptophyta; Magnoliopsida; Fabales; Fabaceae
Source: the annotation of a GenBank genome assembly
AUGACGAAGUUUCAUGAAGAGUUUUGGCGCGGAUCACUUGGUGAAGCCAACCAUGUAUUUUCUACUUGUCUGCCAAAAGGAGAACUUACCAUAUUGGUUGAAGGGCAAGCAAAUUCUAAAGUUGAACCUCCUUCUGACACCGAGCUUGAGAGUGAACUAAGAGAGUUAAUUGAAAACGGCGAGAGUCUUUCCACGGCUGUUAAACUGGUUACUGGAAGAACAUCAGCGACUAGAAAAACUAUAUAUUCACUUGCUUUAAGAGAAUUUGGUAAGCAACUUGAAACGGAAGAUGAUUUGAGUCGGCAGCAGAUUUUCCUGGAGAGACCGGCAUCAUGUAAAACUGUACACGUACCUGUUGCUCAAUCCUUCAAUUAG